This is a messenger RNA of Glycine soja, 534 nucleotides long. RefSeq names its product agamous-like MADS-box protein AGL62. Bases 1 to 534 code for a protein of 177 amino acids. Gene Ontology annotation, molecular function: protein dimerization activity; RNA polymerase II cis-regulatory region sequence-specific DNA binding; DNA-binding transcription factor activity, RNA polymerase II-specific. The record is from RefSeq and is a predicted model, not a curated record. Gene Ontology annotation, biological process: positive regulation of transcription by RNA polymerase II. The transcript has a single exon. Lineage: Eukaryota; Viridiplantae; Streptophyta; Magnoliopsida; Fabales; Fabaceae.
AUGGAUUCAGAAAACGUGCCAAACUUGAGCGACGUCACUAAGAAGACCAAAGGUCGGCAAAAGAUAGAGAUGAAGACGAUAGCCAACAAGUGUAGCCUUCAAGUGACAUUUUCAAAGCAUCGAACUGGAGUUUUCAAGAAAGCGAGUGAGCUUGCCACCCUUUGUGGUGUGGACCUUGCUGUGAUUAUGUUCUCUCCCAAUAACCAUGUUUACUCCUUCGGUAGCCCUAAUGUGGAUUCUGUAAUCCAACGUUAUACGACAGAGGGCCCACCUCCCCUCUUCACCCAAGACCUCAAUGAGGCCCCUUGCACCAUGGAUGAGGGAGAGCUCCAAGCACACCUCAACUGUUUGUCCAACCAAAUUGACGCGGAGAAGCAACGUGUAGAGGAUCUAAACCAUUUGUUGAUGGCUGCGAAGGAUCACAUCUGGUGGGAUGUGCCAAUUGAAAGCAUGAGCAAUGCCCAACUCGAGAAGUACCAUAAGAUGUUGAAGGAGAUAAAGUUGAAACACAUGAGACAUACACAUGGAGAAUGA